Drosophila hydei is the source of this 1694-nucleotide messenger RNA. It is a transcript of the gene rept, whose product is annotated as ruvB-like helicase 2. Gene Ontology annotation, molecular function: ATP hydrolysis activity; ATP binding; DNA helicase activity. Gene Ontology annotation, biological process: chromatin remodeling; regulation of transcription by RNA polymerase II; box C/D snoRNP assembly. Lineage: Eukaryota; Metazoa; Arthropoda; Insecta; Diptera; Drosophilidae. The record is from RefSeq and is a predicted model, not a curated record. The coding region runs from base 169 to 1620 and encodes 483 amino acids. The transcript has a single exon. Gene Ontology annotation, cellular component: NuA4 histone acetyltransferase complex; Ino80 complex; Swr1 complex.
CACAUGUCAAAAUUAUCGAGCCGGCAAUUUGUUUUGUGUUGCUGAGCAACUAAAUAUCAAAUAUUCGUUCAAUUUGUUGAUUUCUUCUAAACAAGUCGAAUCAUUUGUCGACGAGAAGCCUAAGUAAUUAUAUAUAUCACUGAAAGUGAGUUGAAGAAACUGCAAAUCAUGGGCGAAGCUGAGAAAAUCGAAGUACGCGACAUAACACGCAUCGAGCGCAUUGGCGCCCAUUCGCACAUUCGCGGCCUUGGUUUGGACGAUGUACUGGAGGCUCGUGCCGUGUCGCAGGGUAUGGUGGGCCAGAAGGAUGCUCGCCGUGCCGCUGGCGUUGUAGUACAAAUGGUUCGAGAAGGAAAAAUCGCCGGACGUUGCAUUUUGCUUGCCGGUGAGCCAAGCACUGGUAAAACAGCCAUUGCUGUGGGCAUGGCCCAGGCGCUGGGCACUGAGACACCGUUUACCAGUAUGUCUGGCUCAGAGAUCUACUCUUUGGAGAUGAGCAAAACUGAAGCUCUAUCACAGGCACUGCGCAAGAGCAUUGGAGUGCGCAUCAAAGAGGAGACGGAGAUCAUAGAGGGCGAAGUGGUCGAAAUACAAAUUGAACGUCCAGCCACCGGCACUGGGCAAAAGGUGGGCAAAGUGACGCUAAAAACCACUGAAAUGGAAACGAACUACGAUUUGGGCAACAAGAUCAUCGAAUGCUUUAUGAAAGAGAAGAUUCAGGCCGGCGAUGUCAUCACUAUAGACAAAGCCUCUGGCAAGGUGAACAAGCUGGGACGAAGCUUCACACGUGCACGUGAUUACGAUGCUACUGGUGCACAGACACGCUUUGUCCAGUGCCCCGAAGGGGAGCUCCAGAAGCGUAAGGAAGUGGUGCACACUGUUACGCUCCACGAGAUCGAUGUCAUCAACAGUCGCACCCAUGGCUUUUUAGCCUUGUUCUCGGGUGAUACUGGAGAGAUCAAGCAGGAGGUGCGCGAUCAGAUUAACAACAAGGUGCUGGAAUGGCGCGAGGAGGGCAAAGCCGAAAUCAAUCCAGGUGUCCUCUUCAUUGACGAGGUGCAUAUGCUGGACAUCGAGUGUUUCUCGUAUCUCAAUCGUGCCUUGGAAUCCGAUAUGGCACCGGUCGUGGUUAUGGCUACCAAUCGCGGUAUAACGCGCAUUCGCGGCACCAAUUAUCGCAGUCCACAUGGCAUACCCAUUGAUCUGCUGGAUCGCAUGAUUAUCAUACGCACCGUUCCAUAUACCGAAAAGGAGGUCAAGGAGAUACUGAAGAUACGCUGCGAGGAGGAGGACUGCAUCAUGCAUCCCGAUGCCCUGACUAUUCUAACUCGCAUCGCCACCGACACCAGCCUCCGCUACGCUAUACAAUUGAUAACCACGGCCAAUUUGGUUUGUCGCCGCCGCAAAGCUACCGAAGUGAACACAGAGGACGUUAAAAAGGUAUAUUCCCUGUUCCUGGAUGAGAACCGCUCCAGCAAAAUAUUAAAGGAGUAUCAGGAUGAUUACAUGUUCAGCGAGAUCAAUGAGCUUGAAGAGGAGACUACAGCCACUGGCGCUGGCGGAGGAGCCAAGCGUCGUGUGGACACCGGUGAUGGCGAUGCACAGCCCAUGGAACAUUAGUCUGCAAUUGCCCGGAACAAUUCUCAUACAUUCUCAUCAUAAUUACCUUCCGACUUCCCAAUAAAUAUGUUUAC